AUGGAUCCUCCGCCACCACCGUUCGCCUCCAGCAGCUCGCCCUCGCCGCCGUCGUCCUCGUCCAGCGCGAGCAUCACCAUGGUGAUCAUCACCGUCGUUGGCAUCCUCGCGGCGUUCGCGCUCCUCGCCAGCUACUACGCGUUCGUGACCAAGUGCCAGCUGCUGCGCGCGGUGUGGUCGCGCCACCCGCCGUGGCACCGGCGCGCGCGGAGGGCCGGCAUCGGCGGCAGCCGGGACGAUCCGUCGUUCGUCGCAGGCCGCGCCUCAGAGACCGAGGACGGCAGGCGGGGCCUGGGCCUGCCGCUCAUCCGCAUGCUCCCCGUCGUCAAGUUCACGGCCGCGGCCUGCGACACCGACGCCUGCGGCGGCGUGGCGCCGAGGAUAUCCGUGUCGGAGUGCGCCGUGUGCCUGAGCGAGUUUGUGGAGCGGGAGCGCGUCCGGCUGCUGCCCAACUGCUCCCACGCCUUCCACAUCGACUGCAUCGACACGUGGCUGCAGGGCAGCGCGCGCUGCCCCUUCUGCCGCAGCGACGUCACGCUGCCGGCGCUCCCGUCGGCACGCCGCGCCCUGUCGGCGGCGGCGGCGGCCCUCCCAAGGCGCCGCGACGACGCGCUCGCCAGCGACAGCAUUGUGAUCGAGGUACGAGGGGAGCACGAGAGAUGGUUCAGCAGCCACGGGACGACGACGACGACGACGGGCGAUCGUCCGGCCGCCGGCGGCGGCGGCGGCAGCGGAAGAGGGCUCCGGCACCCGAAGCAGUCGCCGCGGCGCAACAAGGCGGAGAGCGUCGGCGACGAGGCCAUCGACACGAGGAAGACGACGGACGCGGAGUUCGCGGCGGUGCAGCCCUUGCGGCGGUCCGUCUCCCUGGACUCCUCCUGCGGCAAGCACCUCUACGUGUCCAUCCAGGAGCUCCUCGCCACGCAAAGGCAAGUGCGCGAGCGCGAUCCGUCCGUGCAUUCAUGA
Molecule: messenger RNA, 966 nt
Organism: Miscanthus lutarioriparius
Lineage: Eukaryota; Viridiplantae; Streptophyta; Magnoliopsida; Poales; Poaceae
Source: the annotation of a GenBank genome assembly